AUGCAAUAGUAACAAUCGCAAUAUUGGAUCUAAUAGCCAUAUGGAUCAUCUCAAGGUUUUGGAAUGCUACAAUAACAAAAACCAUAAGAAUCAGACAUUGUUUAAAAGAAAUUAGUUUCUCAUAUUUAAAAUAGGUUGAAGAUCAAGCAAAUGUAUAAAGACAAAGUUUCAGAUAUCUAAGAACCAUAGCUAGGCCCUACUUAAAGUUUGGUUUAUAAUAUCAUCAAGGCUGAAUUAUCUGAGAAAGGAUUCUCUGACUUUAAGUACAUAGGAGAGGGAAAGCAAGGUUUGGUCUUUUUAGCAAAAGAGUUAUCCACAAACAGAAGAUUUGCAAUCAAAGGACUUCAUGUCAAAGAUUCUUAAGGUAAAAUCUUCUAAGAAACAUUUAACCAAGCACAGUAAGAAAUCAAUAUGCUCCAAAAGUGCAAAGGUUCUUCUUAUGUGGUCAAUUUGUUAAAGAAAAUUGAAGGAAAGGAAUUUAUCUACUUAGUUUUGAAUGAGUGUUAAGGAACUCUAAGCGAACUUAUUAAAAAGAGUCCAAACGAAAAACUAAAUGAAUUAUCUGCAAUCAAGUAUGCUAAAGAUAUUGCUGAAGGUCUUUUGCACAUUCAUUCCUAGAAGUGUAUUUCCAAUGAUCUUAAAAUGGAUAAUAUACUAAUUGAUUAUAAUGGAAAUGCUGUAGUUUCUGAUUUAGGAUUGGCAGAUAGUCUCACUAAAACAUCUGGAUACGGAAUGAACCAAUAUUUAGGAAACUUGCUAUUCUAAGCUCCAGAAUGUUAUGAUCCAAAGAAAUUUCAAGAUUAUUCAGAUGAAUAUUAAAAGCUAGGAUUAAACAUAAGCACAAAACCAACUAUUAAGAGUGAAUGUUUCUCACUAGGUUAUCUAAUUUACCUUAUGGUUUAAGACUUCAAAACCGAUUUAAUGUUCAAGAAGCAUUUGACAUUGAAUUACAGCAAUUAAUUUGAGUAAUUCACUUACAAAAACCAGCUUAAGUUCAUAAUUAACGGAUUAACUUAAUUCAAGCCAGAAGAUAGGUUAUCGAUAAAAGAUGUUUUAAUUAUAUUAAAAGGAAUUAUUUCAUUUGAAUUUUAACUAGAUUAGAAAUUUAUCGAAUUCAUGGAUGAUCAUGAUUAAACCACUUAGCAAUUCAUUAGCAAAUUCAAAAAAGACAUUGAAUUUGUUUAAAAUUCUUCAGAGAAAUUUUAUCCUAUUAUUAAAAAGGAAUAGGACUUCAUCUAAGAGAUCCUCUCAAAGCAAUAGCAAGAACAGGAAAUAAUCUCUCAGUUAUGCCAAUCAAAUAUCUAAUUAGAAUAACAAAUUAAAUCAUUUAAAGAUAUUUAAAAGCAAUUAGAAAAUGAAUUAAUAGCACUUAGAAAUCAAAAAGUUUAGUUGGAAGCAACAAUAGUUGAGUCAAAUCAAACAAAUAUCUUGCUAAAAUAAGAAAUAGAAAAAUUAAAGCAGACUCAAAAAAUAUUAGUAAAUUAUUUGAAAGUAUAAUAGAAUUAAAAGCAGAAUAUUUAGAAUUUGAAUUCAUUUUAACCUGUCAUUUCUUAAUCGUAAAUUAAAAAAAAGGGAGAAGAAGCUUUAAAAAAGCAAAAGCAAGAACAAGAAAAGUAAAUUCAAUUGCAAAAAGCUUAUAACAA
Tetrahymena thermophila SB210 is the source of this 1643-nucleotide messenger RNA. RefSeq names its product kinase domain protein. Gene Ontology annotation, biological process: mitotic cell cycle; protein phosphorylation; regulation of cytokinesis. The record is from RefSeq and is a predicted model, not a curated record. The annotation marks the transcript as partial. Gene Ontology annotation, cellular component: spindle pole; centrosome; nucleus. Lineage: Eukaryota; Ciliophora; Oligohymenophorea; Hymenostomatida; Tetrahymenidae. Gene Ontology annotation, molecular function: ATP binding; protein kinase activity. The transcript has 10 exons.